AUGAAUACAUCUGAAUUUUAUAAUAAUUUAAUAAUAUCAUCUAUAUUUCCUUUUCAAGCUGACAAACAUCCAACGAUUUCAACAAGUCGACGUCAAAGUUUUCUGGACGGUCUUGCUUUGCUACUUAAUGGAUCAAGUCCAUCUACAUCAGUCUAUCCAUUUUUGAAAGAAAAAACAAUAUUAAUAACACGUAAUAAACAAUUAAAAGAUAAUGAUAAAAUAUAUUUUAAUAAAUUUUUUUGUUUAAUACGAGAAUAUUCACAACAUUGCUUAACAUUAAAUAAAAAUGAUAUGGACGAUAUACAUUCAUCAUUAGAAUUCCUUGUACUUGAAUAUAACAAAAAUAAAUGUAUGAAACGUAUAAUUGAUGAUUUAUUUGAUGAUGCUGUUUCAAAUCUUGAAAAAUUACCAAAUGCUAAUUUUGAUCAUUUAUGUCAAAAGAUUACUUACAGUAAAUUGAAGAAAGGAACGGCCGAUUAUUUUCAUUUAAAAAAGAAACAAAUGAUUUUAAAAGAAUAUAUUUUAAUAUUAUUCGAUUGGAUCAAUUAUAUUAUUUCAAAUCGAAAUUCAAUCAGAAAAAAUAAAAGCAAUGUUGAAUUAAAAAUCAUUUUAAAAUUUCAAACAAUUGGUAAAGCAUUAUAUUAUUCUGAAAUAUUUAAUUUUAUACUCAAACAAGUUUAUUCAAACGUCGAUGAUUACCAACAUAUUCUAUAUUAUUUAGAUAAGGUGUCAGCGCAUAAGCGAUCACUUGAUUUAAUAAUAAAAGUUUUAAAGCAACGCACAUUUGAUUAUGGUGAAAUAUAUAAAAAUAUUCAAUGGUAUUUUAUUAAACCAAUUGAAAGCAUCGUUAGUUUAGAAGAAAAACCAUCAUUAUCAUUUGAUAAAAUCUGGUCAGCAUGUGGUUGUCAGAAUGAUGACAUAAAAAUUAAAUUUCAAAAUGAUUAUAUUAAAAAUCAACUUGAUUCAUAUGAUACAAAUUUAAAAUUAAUAACAUGUUUACAUAGUGAAAUUCGAAUAAUCGAUUAUUUAAUCGAACAAAAUAUCCAAGAAAUUUAUGAUCAAGAUGUAGAAAUUGGAAUAUCGAAAUUACCAUGUUAUUUAUGUUCAUUAUAUAUUGAAAAAUUAAAUAAUAAAUUCCAUCGAAAGUUUUAUGUUGAUUCUUCAACGACUCAUGGAAAAAUUUAUCCAAAUUGGAUGUUUAGGAAGAAUGAAGAAAAUAUGAUAAAAAAUUCUGUUCAUAGUCAAUUAUAUAAAUUACUCACAAAUGAAAUACAACUAUUGCAAUUAAGAAUUAAAACAAAAAGUGGAGAUAAUGAUGAGCAAGAUACAGAAACAGAUGAUGACGAUGUCGAUUAUGACAUUACGGAUCGCAAUUUGAACGAUAUUGUAAACGUUUCAUAA
Molecule: messenger RNA, 1401 nt
Organism: Rotaria sp. Silwood1
Lineage: Eukaryota; Metazoa; Rotifera; Eurotatoria; Philodinida; Philodinidae
Source: the annotation of a GenBank genome assembly